Messenger RNA from Emys orbicularis (European pond turtle), 2445 nucleotides. RefSeq names its product calpain 3 (gene CAPN3). NCBI's taxonomy places the organism in Eukaryota, Metazoa, Chordata, Testudines, Emydidae. Gene Ontology annotation, cellular component: cytoplasm. Gene Ontology annotation, molecular function: calcium-dependent cysteine-type endopeptidase activity; calcium ion binding. The transcript has 24 exons. Gene Ontology annotation, biological process: proteolysis; negative regulation of apoptotic process. The coding region runs from base 1 to 2445 and encodes 814 amino acids. The record is from RefSeq and is a predicted model, not a curated record.
AUGCCGUCGGCCAUAAAUGCUGUGGUGGCUCAACAGACAGAGACUGGGUCAGUUCCUAGCACCAACAUUAGCACAACAGCUGAAACAGGAGGAGGUUCAGGGGGUAUCUACUCUGCUAUCAUCAGUCGCAACCAGCCCAUUAUUGGAGUGCGGGAAAAGACCUUUGAAGAACUCUACAAGAAAUGCCUGGAAAAGAAGAUUCUUUAUGUGGAUCCUGAUUUCCCACCUAAUGAGAGCUCCCUCUUCUACAGCCAGAAACUACCCAUCAAGUUUGAGUGGAAAAGACCCACAGAAAUCUGUGAGAAUCCACGCUUUAUAAUUGGUGGAGCCAACCGAACUGAUAUUUGUCAAGGAGAAUUAGGUGACUGCUGGUUCCUAGCUGCCAUUGCUUGCCUGACGCUGAAUGAAAAGCUACUCUGCCGCGUCAUACCUCACGAUCAGACCUUCAUAAAAAACUAUGCUGGGAUCUUUCACUUCCAGUUCUGGCGCUAUGGAAACUGGGUGGAGGUUGUCAUUGAUGACUGUUUACCAACAUAUAACAACCAGCUGGUCUUCACCAAAUCCUCCCAGCGCAAUGAAUUCUGGAGUGCUCUGCUGGAAAAGGCCUAUGCAAAACUCCACGGGUCCUAUGAGGCUUUGAAAGGAGGCAAUACCACAGAGGCCAUGGAGGAUUUCACAGGAGGAGUGACAGAGUUCUAUGAGAUAAAAGAUGCACCCAAAGAUAUAUACAAGAUCAUGAAACAUGCCAAGGACAGAGGAUCACUCAUGGCCAGCUCCAUUGAUGACAAUAUGGGCUUCUCGUACGGGACUGCUCCUCAAAGUGAUCUUGGGGAAUUAAUUGCCCGAAUGGUGAAGAAUGUGAAUAGCAUGCCGAGGACUGACUCAACUCUAGAUUUCCAAGGCUCAGAGGAAAGGCCAGCCUGGACUAUAAUCCCAAUGCAGUUUGAGACACGCAUGACUUGUGGGCUAGUCAAAGGACAUGCCUAUUCAGUUACUGCAGUGGAAGAGACAUCAUUUAAAGCGGGAAAAAUAAAGCUAGUGCGGCUAAGGAACCCCUGGGGACAGGUGGAAUGGAAAGGAGCCUGGAGUGACAAUUCAGAUGAAUGGAACUUAAUUGACAAAGCAGAGAAAAUCCGACUACAGUACAGAAUUGCAGAGGAUGGGGAGUUCUGGAUGUCAUUUGACGAUUUCAUGAGGUACUUCACAAAGCUGGAGAUCUGUAACCUCACACCUGAUACUCUGGAGGCUGAUAAGCUCCAAACUUGGACUGUUUCAGUCAAUGAAGGGCGUUGGGUGAGAGGCUGCUCCGGAGGAGGUUGUCGCAAUUAUCCAGAUACAUUUUGGACCAAUCCUCAGUAUCGCUUGGAGCUCCUGGAGGAGGACGAUGAUCCUGAAGAUAAUGAGGUUGUCUGCAGCUUCCUGGUUGCACUGAUGCAGAAAAACAGGAGGAAAGAGCGCAAACUCGGAGCCAACCUCCUCACUAUUGGCUUUGCCAUUUAUGAGGUGCCGAAAGAGGUGCAUGGUAACAAGCAGCACUUACAAAAGGAUUUUUUCCUUUACAAUGCCUCCAAAGCUAGAAGUAAGUCAUAUAUAAACAUGCGAGAAAUCUCUGAACGCUUCCGGCUGCCUCCCAAUGAGUAUGUCAUCGUCCCAUCGACAUAUGAACCUCACCAGGAGGGAGAGUUCAUCCUGAGGGUCUUCUCAGAAAAAAGAAGUCUUUCAGAGGAAGUUGAAAACAAGAUAGAAGCAGAACGUCCUUCCAAAAAGAAAAAAGGCAAGCCAAUCAUCUUUGUUUCUGACAGAGCAAACAGCAAUAAGGAGUUGAAAGUUGAUGAAGCAUCUGACAAGGAGAAGAAAAAAACGAGCAGAGAUGAGAAAAAGAAAAGCGAUGAGCCCACUCCAACAAAUGCUGACAAGGAUAGUGAAGAAGAGAAGCAGUUCAGGAAUAUAUUCCAGCAGAUUGCUGGAGAUGACAUGGAGAUCAGUGCUGAUGAACUCAGAAGUGUUCUGAAUAACGUUCUAAAAAAACACAAAGACCUGAAGACAGAAGGGUUUGCGCUGGAGUCCUGCCGCAGCAUGAUUGCCUUAAUGGACACAGAUGGUUCAGGGAAAAUAAACUUCGAGGAGUUUCGACAUCUCUGGGAUAAGCUGAAAAGCUGGCAGAAAAUUUUCAAACAUUAUGACACAGAUCAUUCUGGCACCAUUAACAGUUACGAGAUGCGUAAUGCAGUCAAAGAUGCAGGAUUCUGCCUGAACAAGCAGCUCUAUGACAUCAUUACAAUGCGCUAUGCUGACAAAAACAUGAACAUUGACUUUGACAGCUUUAUCUGUUGCUUUGUGCGACUGGAAGGAAUGUUCAGGGCAUUCCACGCCUUUGAUAAAGAUGGAGAUGGUAUCAUUAAACUCAACGUCUUGGAGUGGCUGCAGCUCACCAUGUAUGCUUAA